AUGCCGCGGCGUCUCCACCUGUUUCUGGCGAUUUCCAUUGCCACGUGGCAUUUCUCAGAUGCCACCACUUCGCAAAUUCGAAUGCCUGGAGUCGUGCCAGAGGCCGAUUCCUACCUAUGCACCUCACUGGAACUGAGUGAUCAAGAGAACUAUCUAACCGGAUUCAAAGCGCUCACCACCAAAGGAACCGCCCAUCACAUCUUGCUCUUCGGAUGCGAAGAGCCAGGAAGCGAUGAGUUGGUAUGGGAUUGUGGAGAGAUGAACAAGCCGAACGAUGAGAUGCCACGUGCCCCAACUUGCGGAUCCAAACCUGCUAUUCUCUAUGCAUGGGCACUCGAUGCACCACCAUUGGAGUUGCCGAAAGACGUCGGAUUCCAAGUCGGAGGAUACAGUAAUAUCCGCCACCUCGUCAUGCAAGUCCACUACAUGCACUCUAAAGAAGAGCCAGAUGAGACAGGUCUCGAGAUCACCCACACCGAAGAACCCCAACCAAAACUCGCUGCCACAAUGCUCCUGGUCACCGGCGGAACACUUCCAGCCAACAAAACCGAAUCAUUCGAAACCGCUUGUAUGAUUGAGGAAGACGUUGUGAUGCAUCCAUUCGCCUACCGUACCCACACUCAUCGUCACGGAAAAGAAGUCUCCGGAUGGUUGGUGAAGGAGGACCAGAGUCAGGAGGACCACUGGAAAUUGAUCGGAAGACGUGAUCCACAACUUCCCCAGAUGUUCGUACCGGUUGAGGAUGGAUCAAUGACAAUUCAGCAGGGAGAUAUGGUCACUGCCAGAUGUGUUAUGGCCAACAACGAGGAUCGGGACAUUCCAAUGGGUGCGACUGGAGAGGAUGAGAUGUGCAACUUCUAUGUGAUGUACUGGACAGAUGGAGAGGUAAUGAGAGACAACACAUGCUAUUCACCAGGAGCACCAAACUACAGAUGGGGACGAGAGGCCGCAUUGAAUCAUAUUCCUAAAUAG
This is a messenger RNA of Caenorhabditis briggsae, 972 nucleotides long. It is a transcript of the gene Cbr-pghm-1, whose product is annotated as Protein CBR-PGHM-1. Gene Ontology annotation, cellular component: membrane; extracellular region. Lineage: Eukaryota; Metazoa; Nematoda; Chromadorea; Rhabditida; Rhabditidae. The transcript is spliced from 3 exons. The record is from RefSeq and is a predicted model, not a curated record. Gene Ontology annotation, biological process: peptide metabolic process. Bases 1 to 972 code for a protein of 323 amino acids. Gene Ontology annotation, molecular function: oxidoreductase activity, acting on paired donors, with incorporation or reduction of molecular oxygen, reduced ascorbate as one donor, and incorporation of one atom of oxygen; copper ion binding.